Molecule: messenger RNA, 352 nt
Organism: Anguilla anguilla (European eel)
Lineage: Eukaryota; Metazoa; Chordata; Actinopteri; Anguilliformes; Anguillidae
Product: ATP-binding cassette sub-family A member 17-like
Exons: 2
Coding region: 16-282 (88 amino acids)
Source: RefSeq, a predicted model, not a curated record
GCUGAGGGAAGGGGUAUGUGGCGCCCCGAUCCCUUAUCGGUGCUCCCCACGAGACCACCAGGACGGCCGAGCCCAUCGACACCGGCGGCCGCUGGGAAAAGUGGUGAGUGGGCGGUACCUAGCAAACCCCUGUCUAGAGACGUUCAGGACCCUGGACAGCCCCCCGGCAGACCAACUGAGGCGACAACCGGCAGCACCAUGGACAGGGCUGCAGCAGAGGGAAGAAGAGGGUGUGAAGACCUGGAGCGGAGCACUGAUACCCCGACCGGGAAGACUUUUUAGUUGGUUUUGGCUCCCCCUACCCCUACCCCCACUCAUUACAAGUAUUAAAGACCUUUUUUGUUAAACACUA